GUAACUACUACAGAAGAAGCAGCUAUGAAGGCAAAGUGGCAGAGGAUUAUGGGUACGAAUUAUGAAAUAGUGGUGGCUGUAGUUAACAAAUUCAGCGAAAGUAGUGGGUUAGGGAUAAGCCUUGAGGCUACAGUAGGACAUCAUUUCAUCAGAUCUAUCUUACCAGAGGGGCCAGUUGGACGAAGCGGCAAGCUGUUCAGUGGAGAUGAGCUGCUGGAAGUGAAUGAGAUAUCUUUGCUUGGAGAAAACCACAAGGAUGUGGUCAAUAUCUUGAAAGAACUGCCUAUUAAAGUGACAGUGGUGUGCUGUCGUCCAGUAGCUUCCCACAUCGCUCACUCAGAAGUACUGGAGAGUCUAAGUCUAUCUGAGGUUCAGCUCACAGAAAAGGCUCAUGUAGAACUUGGAUUCAUUGGCUCCUCUGACACAGAGGGAACAGCUUUGGAAACAGCUGACGAGGGUCAGAGUAUGGAAGAGGUGCAAAGCUCAUCUUUGGCAAUGUGGGAAACAGAAGUACAGCACAUUGAGCUGGAGAAAGGGAGUACAGGACUUGGAUUUAGCAUAUUGGACUACCAGGAUCCUGUAGAUCCAGCAAACACUGUAAUUGUGAUUCGCUCAUUAGUUCCUGGGGGAGUGGCUGAGCAAGAUGGCAGACUUCUUCCCGGGGAUCGGCUUAUGUUUGUCAACGAUAUCAACUUGGAAAAUGGCAGCCUGGAGGAAGCAGUACAAGCACUGAAAGGAGCCCCAACAGGAACAGUUAAAAUAGGAGUUGCCAAACCACUGCCUCUAUCACCAGAGGAGGGCUAUGUCUCUGCUAAGGAAGAUUGCUUUUUCUACACUGCCCAGUCACUUGAGGAGGAGGGGCCAGCUGAUGCAGCCCUCUUCCAUGCUGAGCUGGCUCUGGUGGACUCCAGCGAGGCAGAUCUAGCGGAUGAGUCCACCUUUGAAUCACAGUAUUCUCUAGACAGUGACGUCUUCCAGGCUUCAAUGAUAGCUCUGCACGGCAGUACCUGUAGCGGUGAGCUGAACUACACCUUCUGUCUUCCACUGUCAACUCCCAAGUCUGUUGGAGAGGAACAUUCAAAUGCUGCAGCCGAUUUCCGUGUAUCUGACAAGAAUCUGUACAACAUGGAUCUGAAUCAGAGAGAGCAAAAGUCUGUAGAGGGGAAUAGCCUGGAAACUGCCACUGGUUUUACUAAAAAGGAUCUUCUGCCUCUGGAUGUUUUGGAUACCAACCAAAAUGAAAGUGAAAACGCGGCAACAUGGACUGGAUCUCAGAAAACAGCAGAAAUUGCACUAAGUACAGGCCUUGCUACUACCAUGCAGCUUGAUCCCACUGGAAAAGAUCAAGUGCUUUUGAUGGAAAAGAGAUGCCCAGUAGCUUUGGAGGGAAUUCCCACAAUCCCAAAUUCAGUAAAAAAUGUGUACGAGAAGACUAUCACUAUUGCAAAAGGCAAUUCAAGUCUAGGGAUGACGGUAAGUUCCAAUAAAAAUGGCUCAGGAAUGAUAGUCCGCAGCAUCAUCCAUGGAGGCUCAAUAAGUCGUGAUGGACGGAUUGGUGUGGGGGACUGCAUCCUGUCCAUUAAUGAAGAGUCAACCACUGACUUAACCAAUGCACAAGCCCGGGCUAUGCUAAGGAGGCAUUCACUCAUUGGACCAGAUAUAAAUAUUACGUAUGUGCCAGCAGAAAAUUUGGACAAGUACAGGGCCAGUUUGGGACAACAAACAGAGGGAGCUGUGCCACUUGAGCUUUUUCCUUCACAUACUGUCAGGGAACUCCCAGAGCUUCCAGAACGUGAAGAGGGGGAAGGAGAAGAAAGUGAACUUCAAAAUGCAGCUUUCAGUAACUGGAACCAGCCCCGAAAGGUUGAACUCUGGAGAGAGCCUAGCAAGUCACUGGGAAUCAGCAUUGUUGGAGGACGAGGGAUGGGGAGCCGCUUGAGUAAUGGAGAAGUGAUGAGAGGGAUCUUUAUCAAGCACAUCCUGGAAGACAGCCCAGCCGGCAAAAAUGGGACGCUGAAAACCGGAGAUCGGAUUGUGGAGGUGGAUGGAAUUGAUCUCAGAGAUGCCAGCCAUGAACAAGCUGUGGAAGCCAUACGGAAGGCAGGCAAUCCUGUAGUCUUUAUGGUACAAAGCAUUAUAAGCAAACCAAGGGUAUUCGGUCAGUCUGAUUUAGAACCAGAAAAGACUUCACUGUAUAACUUGCCUGUGCCCCCGCCUUCAGCAUUUUCAGGAAUGAGCUGUGAUGUCGCACAGUCAUCUUCUAGCAGAGCCCCAGAGGAUGGGGAAAAGGAGGAUGAGUUCGGUUACAGCUGGAAAAAGAUCGUGCAGCGCUAUGGAAGUCUGUCGGGGGAGCUACACAUGAUUGAACUGGAAAAAGGAAGGACAGGUCUGGGACUUAGUCUUGCUGGUAACAAAGACCGAUCCAGGAUGAGUGUCUUUAUAGUGGGAAUUGAUCCAAAUGGAGCAGCUGGCAAAGAUGGCAGGUUACAGAUUGCAGAUGAGUUACUAGAGAUAAAUGGGCAAAUACUCUAUGGAAGGACUCAUCAGAAUGCUUCCUCAAUCAUCAAAUGUGCACCAUCUAAAGUAAAAAUAAUCUUUAUAAGAAAUAAAGAUGCAGUAAAUCAGAUGGCUGUUUGUCCUGCAAAGCCGGUAGAGGCUUCACAGUGCACCUCAGGGACUCUUCCAGAGAUUGGUAUCACUGCUGCAAACUCCAGUGCUUGUUCUGACUUCAGUUCCUGUAAAAACAUUCAGUAUGUGGAACUCCCUAAGGAUCAAGGAGGCUUUGGAAUUGCCAUUAGUGAGGAAGACACAAUUCAUGGAGUAGUUAUUAAGAGUUUAACAGAUCAUGGUGCAGCAGCAAAGGAUGGACGAAUCAAAGUUGGAGAUCGGAUCCUGGCGGUGGAUGAUGAAAUUGUUGUGGGAUAUCCAGUAGAAAAGUUUAUUAAUCUGCUGAAGACAUCCAAAACUGUGGUGAGACUUACAAUCAACUCAGUGGAGACAGAUAGCCUGUCUGCAGCACCAGUUCCUCCGAGUACUGGCCCAGCAGAGAGGAGGAGUAUGCAGCCACCAGCACAUCUUCCCUCUUCCAGCUCACCAGAACCAGAAGCCAUGAAAAACACAAGCAGAUCUUCAACUCCAGCCACAUUAGUCUCUGACCCAGCUACUUGUCCCAUCAUUCCUGGAUGUGAAACAACCAUCGAUAUCUCCAAAGGGCGGACUGGUCUUGGUCUGAGCAUUGUUGGAGGAGCAGACACUUUGCUGGGAGCAAUUAUAAUCCAUGAAGUAUAUGAAGAAGGAGCAGCAUCUAAAGAUGGGAGACUGUGGGCUGGGGAUCAGAUAUUAGAGGUGAACGGGAUUGACCUCAGGAAUGCCACACAUGAUGAAGCGAUAAAUGUCCUCCGACAGACUCCCCAAAAAGUUCGUCUGACUGUAUACAGAGAUGAGGCCCAGUACAAGGAGGAAGACAUGUAUGAUGUACUCAAUAUAGAGCUCCAAAAGAAGCCUGGAAAAGGCCUUGGGCUGAGUAUUGUUGGGAAAAGAAAUGAUACUGGGGUGUUUGUGUCAGACAUCGUCAAAGGAGGAAUAGCAGAUAUGGAUGGAAGAUUGAUGCAAGGAGACCAGAUACUGACAGUGAAUGGAGAAGAUGUUCGAAAUGCUAACCAGGAGGCUGUUGCAGCUUUGCUAAAGGUAUUGGGAAAAGAGAAGGUGAAUAAAA
Molecule: messenger RNA, 3715 nt
Organism: Nestor notabilis (Kea)
Lineage: Eukaryota; Metazoa; Chordata; Aves; Psittaciformes; Psittacidae
Gene: MPDZ
Product: multiple PDZ domain protein
Exons: 26
Molecular function (GO): protein binding
Source: RefSeq, a predicted model, not a curated record